AUGGUGAAUGCUGACCUACCAGCUACUGUUCCUACUGUCUACGGCCAAAGUACGCAUUCUAUCGAGCCAAGUUUUACCGACGACCGACAGCAACCAACAUUGCCAGUCUGCCGUCACCCUGAGACCCCUCAGAAUUCAUACGAGCAAGAUUUACCAUUUUCGAGCGACACCGGAAGCUCAGCCAGAAUAGACGUAUUCUCCUUGAACAAGUCUGUGUCUCCAUUCAGUCAAAGGGCGGGAAUCGUGCCCAAUAUUCACGUCGAAGGAACUGACCUCGAGAACUAUGAUUCUGCUCUUGCGGUCAAUGAACACUUUUCGAAUCGGAUUGAUGGAGAUCCUGUAAUAAGUCAGACGCUUUUCAGUCGAUUUGACUCUGAGCCUUCUAUCGAAGGUGCGCUGUUCGCACCGUUCGACUCAGAUCCUGCCAUUAAGCGUGUGCUCUUUUCCCAGGGAUUGGAAAUUCUAUAA
Molecule: messenger RNA, 468 nt
Organism: Penicillium arizonense
Lineage: Eukaryota; Fungi; Ascomycota; Eurotiomycetes; Eurotiales; Aspergillaceae
Exons: 2
Coding region: 1-468 (155 amino acids)
Source: RefSeq, a predicted model, not a curated record